Brassica napus (rape) is the source of this 1055-nucleotide messenger RNA. RefSeq names its product abscisic acid receptor PYL8. Bases 248 to 814 code for a protein of 188 amino acids. Gene Ontology annotation, biological process: abscisic acid-activated signaling pathway. Gene Ontology annotation, molecular function: protein phosphatase inhibitor activity; abscisic acid binding; signaling receptor activity. The record is from RefSeq and is a predicted model, not a curated record. Gene Ontology annotation, cellular component: cytoplasm; nucleus. NCBI's taxonomy places the organism in Eukaryota, Viridiplantae, Streptophyta, Magnoliopsida, Brassicales, Brassicaceae. The transcript is spliced from 3 exons.
AUUAAAAAUUUAAAACAAGUAGUGAGGGAGAGAGAGAGAUAGAGAGAGAAGUUAGUUGGAAGAAGUCUUCUGUCUCUUCUUCUGUAUCUCUCCCCUCUAAAAAGACACGGGCGGCGAAGUGAAAUCUAUCUAUCUAUUCCUUUUCCUUCACAUUAACGUUUUCAUCGGAAGAUCUAGCUUGAAAGUUAUCUCCGACAUCAGAUCUCUAACGAGUCAAAUCUCGACCUUGCCUUCUUUUUCAGUGAAGAUGGAAGCUAGAAACGGGAUGGAGAUGAAUAAUCUGGAAAGAGAGUAUAUAAGGAGGCAGCACCAUAAGCAUGAGCUUGUGGAGAAUCAGUGUAGCUCUACGCUUGUUAAACACAUCCAAGCUCCUGUUCAUAUCGUGUGGUCACUCGUGAGAAGAUUUGAUCAGCCACAGAAAUACAAGCCAUUUAUCAGUAGAUGUGUUGUGAAAGGAGACAUGGAGAUUGGUACUGUACGAGAAGUUGAUGUGAAGUCAGGGUUACCUGCAACUAGAAGCACCGAGAGGUUGGAGUUGCUUGAUGACAAUGAGCAUAUUCUCAGCAUCAGGAUCGUUGGUGGUGAUCACAGGCUCAAGAACUAUUCUUCGAUUAUCUCUCUUCACCCUGAGAGGAUAGGAGGAGGAAGAAUGGGGACACUUGUGAUCGAGUCUUUUGUGGUGGAUGUACCGGAAGGGAACACAAAGGAUGAGACUUGUUACUUUGUGGAAGCUCUAAUCAAAUGCAAUCUUAAAUCUUUAGCUGAUAUCUCCCAACGUCUUGCCGUUCAAGACACAACAGGAGGUUCCCCAUGAACAGAGAGAUUUGGUUGCCGUUGGAUGAAAGCUUUCAAAGGGAAAAGAGAGAGAAAGUCUCUUUGAGGAUGAUGGACAAGGCAAAUAAUAAUCUAUCAUUUAUUGUUACAUAAUAAGUCCCUUAUUUAACUUUUUUUAUUUUGUUAAUUUGAUGAAUGUUUUUGGUUUCUUCUCUAAAGAACCAAAUAUGAUUUUGGAGUUUUGCUUUUUUGCCACUUGAAGGAAUCUUUAAAUUUUUGCA